Molecule: messenger RNA, 849 nt
Organism: Acaulospora colombiana
Lineage: Eukaryota; Fungi; Glomeromycota; Glomeromycetes; Diversisporales; Acaulosporaceae
Source: the annotation of a GenBank genome assembly
AUGUUCAAGCCUCAAAGACCGAUAACGCGUGCAAGUAGAUCGAGAUCGUCCUCGUUUAAAAGAAACCAGGUGAAUAGCGCGACUAGAACAAGAACGAAACCAAAAAAUUCUGUAAAGAUAAAAAAACCAAGCUUAGAAGAAUUCAUAGAAUACGAGAGAGGUCAAAGUCAGAGUCGUCUGAAAUCAAGCUGGGCUAACAUAAUCAGGCGCUACAAAGACGUUUCAGAAGACGAAGCUGAUGUAAUAGACAUAAACUCUCAGGAAGUGAUUGUUGAUCGAGGCAUUAUUCAAAAAGAUGACGUACACACCUUUGGAAAGGAAUCAGAUCCUCGUCACCUGAGCUCUCCUUCGGAUGACGAUGACACAAUUUGGUGGUCAGAUCUUUGGUCCGAAAAAGAGAUUGAAUUCGUGGGCGCGACGAUAGACUUGUUAGAUAGAGGCAUCAGUCGCUCGGAAAAAAAUGCGAAAAACGUAGAGGAAUCAUGCACCCAAGACGCCGAUGAGAUAACCCUUUGGAUUGAUGACCACUUGCCCCGGAUAGAUUCCGAUCUGGACAUCGAUUUGGAGGAUUCGGAAGUCGAAUCUCGCGUUGGCGAUGAAAAUUACAAUGACUCGGAUUCUAUUGAGAUUCCGUGUGAUACUUCCUCCGAUGAACAAUCAAUCCCAAUCCAGGACCAUCCAUACGAUAUCGUGAUGGAUACUAAUAGUGCGAGGUCACCGAUUAUUGAGAAUCAACAAUCAUCUUGCACGCGCGAAGAAGGUGCACAAGAGAACUUACAGAAAAGAGUCGACUAUUGUGAUAUCGAGUCGGGUUCAGAGGGUUUUGAGACGUGUUCAGAUUAUGAAUAA